CCGAUGGAAGUCGACAGAUUCGAGGGGCGGCCACGUCCGAAGAAGAACACGCCCUACAAAUGGGAAUCGAAGCACCAGGAAGCCGUGGAGCAGCUGAAACAAGCACUCACGAUCGCCCCGGUACUCAUCUUGCCAGAUCCCGAACACGACUACGUAAUCGAAGCUGACGCCAGCGACCAGGCAGUGGGAGCAGUCUUAAUGCAAGACCAGGGGAAUGGACUGCAACUAAUCGCCUACCUCAGCAAGAAACUACAUGGAGCAGAACUAAACUACCCGAUACACGACAAAGAGGCCCUUGCCAUUGUCAUCGCUUUCAAAGCAUGGAGAUGUUAUCUCGAAGGACGGCGAACAACUGUCUACACCGACCACUGCAGCCUGAAAUACUUGAAGACACAACCCAAACUUUCCAGGCGGCAGGUCCGGUGGAUCGAUUUCCUCGAGACACACUUCCACUACGAUAUUGUGUACAAGCCCGGCCACAAAAACAAAGCAGACGCUCUCAGCCGGCCUGCGCACGUUGCCGCUAUUCAAAUUGAAGGGAUGAAUCCACUACUCAAGGGACUCUUCACACACGGAGCAGCAAGCAGAAAAAGGCGGGACUUCUGCAGCCUCUUCCUGUCCCAGAACAACCAUGGCAAGUGGUUAGCCUGGACUUCAUCACCGGGUUACCACCUACCACUAGUGGUCACGACGCAAUCCUUGUCGUCAUCGACAAGUUCUCCAAAAUGGGACACUUCAUCCCGACACACACGACGGCACGCACCGAGGAGACAGCACAACUCUUCGUUCGUCACAUCAUCUCACAGCAUGGCAUCCCAACGACACUCAUCUCCGACUGAGACCCCAAGUUCACCAGCAAGUUCUGGAAGGAACUUAUGUCUCUACUCGGGACCAAACUCGCCAUGUCAUCCGCUUACCAUCCGCAGACAGACGGACAAACCGAGCGCCUCAACCAAAUUGUUGAACAACUCCUCCGAGCAGCCUGCAAAGGCAAGAUAUCCAAAUGGGACCUGCACCUGCCCGUUCUGGAGUUUGCUUACAAAAACGCUACACAUGCCGCUACUGGACAGACGCUGUUCUUCCUCUGCUACGGACGCCACCCACUCACACCACAGAAACCGACCACAUCCGCUACAGUACAACCUGCACAUGAUUUCAUCACAACCAUGCAUCAGCUUUGGGAUCGGACCCACAAGCGCCUCCUCGACAUUCAGCAGCAACAAAAGCGCCAGGCCGAUCGCCAUCGCAACGACCACACCAUCACAGUGGGAGACCAGGUGCUUCUUGACACCCGCAACCUGGACAUCAGCCACCUCCCGUCUAAACUGCGACCUCGCUUCUGCGGGCCUUUUCUCGUCGAAGCACAGGUUACUCCUGUUACCUUCCGCUUGCGUCUGCCAGCCACCUGGAAGAUUCACAACGCCUUCCAUGUCCAACUUCUGAAGCCCUAUCGGGAUCCGAACACGAUCUUC
Molecule: messenger RNA, 1472 nt
Organism: Closterium sp. NIES-67
Lineage: Eukaryota; Viridiplantae; Streptophyta; Zygnematophyceae; Desmidiales; Closteriaceae
Source: the annotation of a GenBank genome assembly